AUGGCCUCAAAGAGUGAACUCCCCGUUGUGUUCGGCGCCAUGACCCUGGGCAAGCCGGGCAUCGAAGGCGUGAGGGUGACAUCGGUCGAAGAUGCGGAAGCCAUUCUCGACGUCUUCCAGGCCCACGGCCACAAGGAAAUCGACACUGCCCGGUUGUACGGCGCCGGCUCUUCGGAAUCCCUGCUUGCUGACGCUCGCUGGAAGGAACGAGGUCUUGUGAUGGAAACCAAGCUGUACCCCAGUGCGGGUAAACCCAUGGGCAACAUGAGCGUCCUCUCCUACAACCACACCCCGGAAGAUCUCCGCCAAGGCCUGAAGGAUAGUCUGGAAGCACUGGGGACAACUAAAAUCGACAUGUGGUAUCUACACGGCCCAGACCGCAAGAUCCCCUUCGAAGAAACCCUUCGCGAAGUCAACAACCUCCACCAACAAGGCUACUUCGCCCGCCUCGGUAUCAGCAACUAUAUGUCCUGGGAAGUUGCCCAGAUCUGCGAGAUCUGCGAAAAGAACGGAUGGAUCAAGCCGACUGUCUACCAGGGCAUCUACAACGCUCUUCAUCGCGCGAUAGAGCCCGAGCUCCUGACCUGCCUACGCCACUACAAAAUCGCACUCUACUGCUUUCAGCCCCUGGCGGGAGGCUUCCUCACAUCCCGGUAUCGUCGCGACAUGAGCGAGAGCGACCAUGAGCCGGGCUCGCGAUUCGAUCCCAAGCGCUGGCAGGGGAAUCUGCAUCGGGGUCGCUACUGGAAUGACUUUUAUUUUGAUGCGUUGGAUAUCAUCCGGCCUGUCGCGAAGCAGUAUGGGCUUACGGAAGUGGAGAGUGCGCUGCGCUGGCUGUCUCAUCACAGCGGGAUGAAGAAGGACUAUGGAGAUGCAAUUAUCAUCGGUGCCAGCAGUGCCAAGCAGCUGGAGCAAAAUCUGCUUGAUAUGGAGAAAGAGCCGCUCCCGCAAGAGAUGGUGGAGGCUUUGGACGCGGCUUGGCUAAGGGUGAAGGGCGUGGUGCCCAGCUAUUUCCACUAG
Molecule: messenger RNA, 1020 nt
Organism: Penicillium argentinense
Lineage: Eukaryota; Fungi; Ascomycota; Eurotiomycetes; Eurotiales; Aspergillaceae
Product: aldo/keto reductase family protein
Exons: 1
Coding region: 1-1020 (339 amino acids)
Source: RefSeq, a predicted model, not a curated record